AUGCCCGCGCCCGACUCCCCGGUGCUCCUCGUGGCCCGCUUCCUCAAGUCCAAUGGCUACGACAAGACUCUCGCAACCUUCCUCCAGGAGACAAACCUCCCCGCCUCCAGCGUCGACCCCAAAGACCCCACCACCGCCCUCAGCCUCGAAAAGCUCCUCGACGAGAAGCGCCUCUUUGACCUCUCCCUCACCCUCGAAAAGGUCGAGAUCCUCGACCACGAAGAAGAGUUCACCACACCCUACCCCACAAUCCCACGCCUCAUCGCGCCCCCCAACACCCCGCAAUCCAACGUCCUCUCCGUCACCCUCGCCCCCACCCUCGCCCCCUGGCCACACCCCGUCCUCAUCGCCACCACCGCCGACCGCUUCCUCCGCCUCUACACCCCCACCGGCACCCUCCUCGCCGCCCACCCCGCCCUGCACCCCUCCGCCAUCCUCUCCGUCACCGUGCUGCAAAACAAAUGGCUCAUCACCACCUCCAUGACCGGCCACCUCGCCCUCUCCACCCCCACCUCCCCCACCCCACUCUGCACAACCCGCCCCCACACAAAAUACGCCACAAAGGCCGCCCUCCACCACAACCACAGCACAAACACAACCCUCCUCGCAACAGCAUCCUACGACGGCACACUCGCAGCACACACCAUCCUCUACGACCCCGCCACCGGCGACCCCUCCUUCGCGCACAUCGCAACCCUAACGCUCCCGACCCCGCCGGAGGCCCUCGCAAUCAUCACACCCCCCGGGGGUGGGGGUGGGGAGCCGCUGGUGGUGUUCUCACGCCGCGACAGCACAAGCCUCUACUACCACGCCCUCGCACCGGGCCUCCCGCACCGCGCAACCGCGAACCUGGCGCCGGCGGCAAACAGCUGGGCGGCGUUCCACGCGAUGGAUCUUGCGCCGCACCCGACCGACCGGUCACUGCUGGGCGUGGUCACGUCGCAUGUGCCGGCUAUGAAGUUCAUGCUUGUGCGCGUCCCCUCCAGCACCGGGGAGGGGGAGGGGGAGGGGGAGGCAGGGGCAGCGGUGCUGAAAGAGGUUUUCGUCGGCGCGCCGCAGAGCGCGUACUCCAGCGGCGCGCUGGCAUGGCGGCCGUGCGGGCGCGGCGUGUGGGUGAAUGGUGAUGACGGGGUUGUGCGUGGGGUGGAGGUGCGGAGCGGGAGGGUUGUGGCGGGGUUGAGGGUUUGUGAGCGCGGGGAGAAGGUUAGGGCGUUGUGGGCGGGGAGGGUCAAGUCUGUGGAUGAAGAGGAUGGGGAGGGGAGGAGGGGGAGUGGUUGGUGA
Messenger RNA from Morchella importuna, 1281 nucleotides. RefSeq lists its product as uncharacterized. The transcript has 3 exons. The record is from RefSeq and is a predicted model, not a curated record. Lineage: Eukaryota; Fungi; Ascomycota; Pezizomycetes; Pezizales; Morchellaceae. The coding region runs from base 1 to 1281 and encodes 426 amino acids. Gene Ontology annotation, molecular function: protein binding.